AUGCGCACCGCCGCGCCCUCUCUGUUUACAAGUUCGCCGCUUGCACUUUCCGCUGCACGUAUUUCGGACUGGGAAAAGUCCGCACCCCAGCUAAGCCCCACCACUGUUAACACGACGGCGAAGCCCCGUUACCAAGCACCCGGCUCUCAGAACUUUGAUGUGAGAUGCAUGCGACCUCGCGGCCUCCCCGGCCGCUCUCCUGGACCACUCUCCCUGCAAGAGUUGCACGCACUGCAACGAAUACAUUUGGACUGGGCGCACGUCGGUCGCCCGGACAUUAUAUUUUACUCGCCGAAGCAGAUCCAACAUCUAAUAAGAUUGGACACUGCUUUGGGCCGUGCCGCUGCCAUGGCCACUCUGCCACCUAUGUGGCACGAUCGCCGUGCACCUCAGGCCUCGACGCACUCACCUUACGAAUCGACGGGCAAUCAGACGCCAUCAGGGCGGCCUUGGACCGAGUGGAGCAACCUGGCCAGCGGCUGGGCGGCGGGGGCGGUGCUCCUGAUGGCGGCGCUUCUACUGGUCCGCUACAUCGAUCGCUGCCUCGCCAGGAAACUGCUCAACUUGCGAAGGCGUCAGUCGGAGGAAUGGCCGACGCCGACUGUACUGGCAACCAGUCAUCGAUACCCGAACGGAGACUCGGACGCGCCGGGGCUGAGCGAGUCGGAGCCGCCGUCGGAGUCGCGCGACCCGCCGCCGCCCUACUCGGAGUGCGCGCAGCCCCAGGCCCGCAGGCCGAGCAAGCGCCGCGCGCGCGAGGAGCCCCCGCCGCCCUACUCCGCCUGCUACUUCGCCAACCCCAAGGACGGGGCGCCCUCCGUCCAUCUGUACACCGGCCACGGCCUCAACACGCGCACGGCGGACGGAGACAAACCGGAUCGGAGUGCCGCGCGGGACGGUGCCACAAUUAGCGGGGGGUCGAAUGCGCUAGGUGCCGCGUCGAGCUCGUGCGACGGGCUCGCCGACAGUCACGUAGUAGAUAUAGAUAGGGAACGCGUGUUUUCGGAGGAGGUGUGU
Iphiclides podalirius (scarce swallowtail) is the source of this 1017-nucleotide messenger RNA. Lineage: Eukaryota; Metazoa; Arthropoda; Insecta; Lepidoptera; Papilionidae. The record is from the annotation of a GenBank genome assembly.